Pseudophryne corroboree (corroboree frog) is the source of this 2521-nucleotide messenger RNA. It is a transcript of the gene SPATA7, whose product is annotated as spermatogenesis associated 7. Gene Ontology annotation, cellular component: ciliary basal body; rod photoreceptor outer segment; photoreceptor distal connecting cilium. Lineage: Eukaryota; Metazoa; Chordata; Amphibia; Anura; Myobatrachidae. The transcript is spliced from 11 exons. The record is from RefSeq and is a predicted model, not a curated record. Gene Ontology annotation, biological process: microtubule cytoskeleton organization; protein localization to photoreceptor outer segment; photoreceptor cell maintenance. Bases 472 to 2442 code for a protein of 656 amino acids.
CCCCGCUAGGACCAGGUGCAGGGUCCGGUCUAUACACACAUAUAUACACAGUACACACAGUAUACACACACACAGUAUAUACACAGUACACACACAUAUACACAGUACACACAGGUGCAGGGUCCGGUCUCCCCGCUAGGACCAGGUGCAGGGUCCGGUCUAUACACACAUAUAUACACAGUACACACAGUAUACACACACACAGUAUAUACACAGUACACACACAUAUACACAGUACACACAGGUGCAGGGUCCGGUCUCCCCGCUGUGUCCUGGGUCCGGUCUCCUGGGUCCGGUCACCCCGCUGUGUCCUCGGUCCGGUGUUCCCGCCUCGUAUGACGGGGGAGCAGCAGCUGGGAGCACGGAGACGAUCCCGGGCCCGGCCGCCGGGGGGACUCCUCCUCAGCAGCCUCCGGUCCCCGCACGCAGGAAGCGCUCAGUAGUGGCCGGUAUCCAGGAGACGCUGCCGGCAUGCGGCCCCCACCGGCCUGCCCCGACCCCCGCAGCCCGAGCGCCGGAGAGCGUACCGGGUCCCAGGCUCUGUCCAUCCCCCGGUGUGGCGUCUCAAGCCCAUUUAAAGGACAUUUAAGUGUUAAGAGUAAUGCCUUUUACAUCGGAAACAACACCCGGCUAAGCGAUCAGUACCGGAUCCGAGACCACAUGCUGGUACACUAUGAUAAGAUCCUCACCGCUAAAGCUGCUGUCGACUGUUCUGUUCCGAAGAGUAUGAUCAAAAGUAUUAAAUACAGCGACCAGCAGAGAAGGGAGAAAAUGAACAGAGAGGUGGCCCGGUUGGAGAAGGAGUCUUUACGUUAUGGGUCCUUCUCCCGCCUUAAUUCUAGAGCAAGUGGAAAGGAUGCCAUAGUACGUGGAAAGGAUACGUAUGAUGGAUAUACUAAUAUGGCGCGCCAAUCCCUGUAUUCAGACCGCAGAGCCGUAUCCUCUGCAGGCUCCUACAUCUCCUCUCCGAGUCCCUUGCGAUCACCAGAGGGAACCGCCGAGCCGCACAGCAGGAAAUUAACGUUCUCCAGAAUGUCUGCUAGAACGCGUUGCGGCUUCUCGGACUCCCCUGGGUGGAGCAGCAGCGCCUCCUGCCAGUUCCGGGACAGCCUGAAGAAGACCUACAGCGGGGACCUGUUAGAGAAACACUCGCAUUACUUCUCCAACAAGCAGCAACCCCACACGCCGCGCACCCUGAGGACGCCGGCCAAGUCGGUCAUUGCUCAGUGCCGCUACUACACACCACCCAGGAGGAAGAGGAGGGAGAGCGGGGCUGAGGACGAGGCCUGGGCUGAUAUGAGCCGCUCUCGGCAGAGGGAUCAAGCACAAGAGGAACAGCCCCUAUCAGACAGAGGACAUGUAACAGAAAGCGAAGCUUUACCUGCAGAUCCAGAUGAACACUCUGAGAAUCUGAGUGAAGAAGAGAAAAUCCAUCACCAGGUCUCUGAGAAGCCAAAUGACCGCCAGCGCCGCCGGCUUUCCAGAGAGGAGGAGCUGGCCUACUUGAAUUUUGUGGCUGCUGUGACUAAUGAGAUUCUGUCCCUCGGACUAUUCUCCGACAGAGUUCUGGAGCGCGUCUUUGAGCGGCAUCUCCAAGAAAAUAAGCAUCAUUUAGAUGUGGGUAAAAUGCGCUGCCUACUGGACACUCUCAAGGCGGACUUAAACCGCAAAGACGAAAACAAUCUUCAGUCUUUUAUAGACCAUCUCUCAGACGCCAACGAACAUUUCACCAGCCCAAUUGCUCAUCAGGAUGGCGCUAGAAAUGAAGUUUCUAGGUCACAGGGCAACCUUUCCCAACAUAAUAUAGAGUACGCCCAACGGCUGAGUGGUGACUUACUAAUAUACCUAGAUGAUAAGGACGCUGAAUCCCACCUCAUUGAUGACCUCAUUAGCUUGGCCAAAAUUGACCCUGACCAUGAGAAAGGAAAUAAACAAGACUCCGAGCCAGUAAAUGAUCUCCCGGUGUUCAUUGAAGGACAUAUUCAACAGAAUGAGGUCUUAAUUGGCCAAGAUGAAAGAGAAGUUCAGUCACCAGUUGGUGCCCUGUCUUGUCUGGAUGAACGAGAAUCUGGCCUUCUCCACGAGAGCAACCAUGGAUUUCAGGAUGACCAAGGAGGUAGCGGCCAUGGAUAUCAGGAUGACCAAGGAGGUAGUGGCCAUGGAUUGCAGGAUGAUCAUGGAGAGAGCAACCAUGUAUUACCGAGUGAUGGUCUCCAGGUGUCAGAGAUAACUCCUGAUGAAGAUCAAAUCGGUAGUCGCUCAGACAGGACCCAUGAUUCAGAUAAUUUCGAGGAGAGCAGCCACCACUCAAACACUGAUCAAUUGAAGAAUCUUGAAGACCUGGAACAAAGCUUCUAUGAGAUUGUCCAUGUGUCCAACGGAAAAGACUGCUCUGAUCCUGGAGACGUGUCAGAGGGUGAAAGGGAUUAUGCGAAAGAGUGAUUUAUAGGGCAGUUGUGAAAUAAAAUAGCCAGGUGACCUGCUGCUUACAUGCACUGUAUGUGUGUGAUACGGGUGAUGA